Molecule: messenger RNA, 3038 nt
Organism: Myripristis murdjan (pinecone soldierfish)
Lineage: Eukaryota; Metazoa; Chordata; Actinopteri; Holocentriformes; Holocentridae
Product: antizyme inhibitor 1
Exons: 12
Coding region: 461-1819 (452 amino acids)
Biological process (GO): negative regulation of protein catabolic process; positive regulation of polyamine transmembrane transport
Cellular component (GO): cytoplasm
Molecular function (GO): ornithine decarboxylase activity; ornithine decarboxylase activator activity
Source: RefSeq, a predicted model, not a curated record
UGUCACGACUGUUGGUUUCUGUCCGUCUGUCCCACCGCACUCGACCUCCACAUCGUUUGUUGGGUCGUGUGAAAUGAAGCAUAGCUCGUAACGACAAAACUAACUAGCGACCUAAUCCUACACUUCCAUGGCAGUUAUUAUUUCCUCCUUUAGUUACCCCAUUACUCUUUAAAAAUUCCGCCUAAAAAGAAAAAGCGAUCUACCCCCACCUUUGGGCUUUCAGCACACGUGUAUAACAACUAUCCAGAGGGACUAGGGGCGGCUCUCUACCGAGAGCCGUUUGACUUCAACGCCGAGCCACCUUGGGAUCCUAGCUGAUAGUGGAGGAGUUCCAUCUCAGGACUCGUCCAUUUUGUUGCAUAAGUCUAGGACCCCAGGGGCUCGAGAGGGUGCGAGCAAGACCACUUCAGACUAGCCAUAUUCUUUAUGCCUGUCGGAUUAGCAGAGAACGGUUGAGAGGAUGAAAGGAAUCGCAGAUGAACCACAGUAUUCUAUCGGCCUGCUGGAGGGAGGCACGGCCCUUAGUGAUGUGAUUGACAAUCACAUUUAUGAACAAACCUUGGCUGAGAAGAGUGCGUUCUUUGUAGCAGACCUGGGAGUUAUAAUGAGGCAGCAUGUUCGCUGGCGAACCCACAUGGCCCAGAUUCGGGCCUAUUAUGCUGUCAGAUGCAACAGUAGCCCAGCUGUUAUCGAAGUUCUUGCUGCCCUUGGCACUGGAUUCAUAUGUACUAACAAGUCUGAGUUAGAGCUUGUGCAGAACCAUGGUAUUCCUUCUGAGGACAUCAUCUACAGUGGUGUUUGCAAACAGCUCUCCCAGAUUAAAUAUGCUGCUAAAAAUGGCAUUGACCUCCUGGUGUGUGACAACGAAGCAGAGCUACGGAAGAUUGCUCGCUGCCACCCCAGCGCCAAGCUGUUGAUCCAAGUGUCCACAGAGGCAUCCAGCCCAGAGGAGGAGAUGAGCAUGGCGUUUGGCUGCUCCCUCAAAGACUGCAGGCAUCUGCUGGAGAGUGCUAAGGAGCUGGGUGCGCAGGUGGUGGGGGUCAGGUUCCAUAUCUCCAGCUCCUGUGAGGAUGACCAGGCAUAUGUUCAUGCCAUCUCUGACGCACGAUGUGUCUUUGAUAUGGGAGAGGACAUUGGCUUCAACAUGAAAAUCCUUGACAUUGGAGGUGGCUUCAGCGGCUCUGAGUCCCAGCUGGAACAGAUUAAUAGUGCAAUCAUGUCUGUGGUGGACGCGUACUUCCCUCCUUCUGCUGGGGUCUCCAUCAUUGCUGAACCAGGCAGCUACUUUGUGUCCUCUGCUUUUACUCUUGCCGUCAACGUUAUCUCCAAGGAGGUGGUUGCACGAGAUCGCCAAGACCAGGCACACGAUGAACCGUCUCCCAACGAUGAGCCAGAGUUCCAGUAUUACAUGAACGAAGGUGUGUAUGGAUCAUUUGCCAGCAAACUGACUGAAACACUGAUUCCUGCACCAUCUGUGCACAAGCAGAACACAGCCCUGAAUGAUCCUGUGUUCAGCAGCAGUCUUUGGGGUCCAUCUGGGGACGACAUGGAUCAGGUGGUGGAGCACUGUCUGUUGCCUGAGAUCAACAUCGGAGACUGGCUCAUUUUUACCCACGCUGGGGCCUACAGUCUGGGUCAGCCAAUCUCCAUCUCCAGCGACACACCCACUCCACCUGUCUACUAUGUCAUCUCCUCUGGUGACUGGUUUGAGAUGCAGGACACCAGUGUCACCCAGGAGAUCUCCCUGAAGAACUUCUCUUUGGUCCCUUAUUUCUUCAAUUCCUGCCAAUCAGAGGCUGCCCUCUCAGUCCCAGCUUAGCUACAGUCAGCCCAGGAAGGCUUUUAUCUUCCCAUUCUGGUUUUUGCUGCCAAUCUCCUCUGGCCUACAUUCCACUGGGAUGAACUGUACAGACAGUGCAGAUAUUGCUUAAAUUUUCUGGGACCAGAUUGAUCUAGCAAACCCCAAUGUACAGUGCACUGUGUGGCUGGACAUGAAAAAGCUGAGUAGAUGUUAAAUUAUUAGUAUGCAAUAAAAUGGACCACUUCCAAAAUAAAGAUGGAAUCUUCCCUUCGCUUUGGGCAUCCCAUGGCAUUACGGUUUACACACGUACACUAGAUAUAUAAUUGAUUUUAACUGAUUAUAGUUGAAACAUGUAUUAUCUAUAUCUCCACUGCUGUUGUCAGUCUUGUAAAGUACAUGUCUAUCCCUGAGUGAAGCAGUGUAUUUAAACAGGAACAUUGUUUUGAGACAUUUUUGGAUGCUUUGCUACAAGAAUAUUUAUGUAUAUUUAUGAUUUUAUUUGGUUGUAUAGUUUUUGUUUUGUGAUAAAAGCUUAACUCUGGUUGCAUUUAUAAUCAGUUAGCCUACUCAGUAUUUUGCAAGGAGGGCUUGCAGCACACUGCUGCACAGAUGAAAGUACAUUUAUUCAUCCACUUUAUGCAGCAAAUGGAACCAAUGUGAUUAAUGGGCAGCAUCACCAUGAGAAGCCCUCCUGGGGGAAUUCAUGGCUGCACUGCUGUAUGGUCUGGUCUGGUCGGGAAACAGUGGAAAGCUCAUGGUUCAGUGUUCACCAGCUAACUGGUGUUUCAGUGGGUUCUCUCCAAAGUGCUGAGUGCUGCCUUAGCUAGCUCCCAGACUAGUGGCAGGUAAGGACUGGCAGGUAAUUGCUAUGCAUUUGUCAUAGCUCAACAGGCUUAUUAGACAGAAUGUGCUGGCGAUGGCACAAGGGAAGUGUUAAGGGAUAAGGAGGCAACCAUUGAGGAUGGGAUGCUGUUUGAACAGCAUCCCUUGUGCUAGAACUCUUACUUUUUGCCAUGUCAAUUGAUAUUUAUAUUGUACUUUGUUUAAAAACAAUUGAUUUUCCAACAUUUAUGAAUAUGUUGGAAGAAUGUUAUUUCAUGCCUGUACAUUUGGAAAGUGUGUACCAUAUCUGUGAAUUGUCUCCCAACCUUUGUCCAAGGCAUGAUGAGUAACAGGCAGUAGCCUGUUAACUUGUAGCUAUGCUUGUAAUAAACACCUCAUUGACUGGAUUGUGAAA